AUGCUUGACCAUUUUGUGCACGAGGGACCGAAUGGAUCACAUUUGUGCAUCGUUCAGGAAUUCCUUGGGCCCAGUAUGACCAUGAAAAUCGAAGGCAAUUCUGCCGCCUCCAAGUCGAGGGCCCGUCGAAUUGCCGGCCAACUUCUUCACGCUGUCGACUAUCUUCAUAAACGUGGAAUUGCACACGGCGACCUUCACACUGGCAAUAUUCUUCUCUGUAUCCCCGCCUCAUUCAGUAUCGAUUUUGGCACUCCAAUAAGAGAUACAUGCGGGUUACCUGCGAAGCCCUCUCCUCAUAGGCCCAAGUAUCUUGUCGGGCCCAUCAGUGAACGCGUCCCAAACAAAUUCAUUCGAUCCUGCAUGGCCAAGCCUCACAUCAAAGUUUGCGAUUUCAGCGAGUCGUACAUGACGGGCAUGACCGAGCCUCCACCACUUGCUUCCCCUCAUAUUCUCCGACCGCCAGAAGGAAUCCUCGGUGACUUACCCUACGCAACUCUACAAACGGACAUCUGGGGACUGGCGGUUGUAAUCUUCCAAAUUCUCACCAAUGGCGGUUCUCUGUUUUCUUCGCUUAAUGACGACUACACUCUGGAGACCAUUGUCUUGACGCUGGGCAAACUGCUAUGGCGCAGUUGGAGUAAUCGUGAAAAGUUUUUCGACGACGACGUAAAUCCAGUCCUCCAAGUCGACUCCUGGUUAGGGUUGAGUGGAAUCUCAUCCAAGACUUCCCUGAAGGAACGAAUUGAACUUUGGACAGACGUAAAGGAAGAGAUUCUAGCGUUAGAGGCGAUGUUGCGCUAUGAUGCGGAGAGCAGAUGCUCGUUGAGCGAUCUUAUUCAUUGCGACUGGAUGGUGGGUUACGGUCGCCGCCGUCGCGGGAGUUGGUAUCAAUUCGUGGCACUUGCGCUUUCCGCCAUCAUGAAUGGCGCCGAACACAGACAUAUCGUCCAGAGCAUCGUCCACUCCGCGGCUAGCGAUAAAUCUCAGCUCUUAAAAGAGCUCGGCCUGGAUGGCAUUCCUUCCCCAGAGGCCAUACACCGAGAAAUCGAGGGUAAACUCCUACUCCCAAAGACAUCUUUGCCUCGACACUGGCUUCCAACGUACCAACUACAUUGGAAACCGGAACUGUCCAUACCUUCUCUUCUCACCUACACACCAUCGCCUCCGCCGACCGGUGUUUCUUUUGUGAGGACUGGACUCAACGGACGCGUCACUGGCCAUGUAGAGGUACCUAAUGUACCCCCUUCAACGGGCCUGACUUCAACAUCAUUGGAUCGCGCACCCGGGCCAUCCAAAAACUUUGUUCGCGGGCGCUCAGGACACGUUCCAUUUUGGCCCGGUGGCCUUGAGGACGUAGUCGUGUCGGAAAGUACUGCAUCAAGUUCGAAAACAGGGCUGAAGACGAUUCCGCCGGGGUUCACUCGUGGUUUGCUCCUUCCUGACGAGGUUGACGAGAGCCUGCUUGAGUUGGGCGAUGGUGGUGAUUUCAGAGACGACGAGAUUGCUGCUGAGGCGGACGCAUUUUUCGACGAACAAUCUGAGCCGCCUCUAUCCAGUGCCGCAAACGAUAUCGACGACCUUCUGCCGACCACCCGUUCCCAUUUGAAACCAGUCAAGCCUUCACGACGAGCGCCAAAACGAAUCAUUCAAAAGCGCGACUGGGCCCAUGUUAUCGAUGUCAAUACACCACUGUCCAACUUCCACGAACUUGUCCCAGAAAUGGCUCAUAAGUAUCCCUUCGAGCUCGAUACGUUCCAAAAGCAAGCCGUUUACCAUUUGGAGAUGGGAGAUUCGGUUUUCGUCGCUGCACAUACGUCUGCUGGUAAAACGGUGGUAGCUGAAUAUGCGAUUUCAUUGGCAGAAAAGCAUAUGACACGCGCGAUAUAUACGUCUCCCAUCAAGGCACUGUCUAACCAGAAAUUCCGCGACUUCAAACAGACUUUCUCCUCCUCGUCGGUCGGUAUUCUUACUGGAGACGUGCAGAUUAACCCCGAAGCAAGUUGUUUAAUCAUGACAACGGAGAUUCUGAGAAGUAUGCUGUACAAAGGUGCAGACCUUAUUCGAGAUGUGGAAUUUGUUAUUUUCGACGAGGUCCACUACGUGAAUGAUGCUGAGCGAGGAGUUGUCUGGGAAGAGGUCAUCAUCAUGCUACCGGACCACGUCAACAUCAUCCUUCUCUCCGCUACAGUCCCAAAUACAAAAGAAUUUGCUGAUUGGGUUGGACGGACCAAGAAAAAGGAUAUUUACGUAAUCUCGACAGCCCAGCGGCCUGUGCCUCUCGAACAUUAUCUUUAUGCUGGCCGUGAAAUGUACAAGAUUGUGGACUCGAAACGAAACUUUGUUGCCCUUGGCUACAAGGAUGCAGGUGAAGCCCUACGUCGAAAACAAGACAAAGAACGUGAAGCUGCUGGCUUACCUCCUGUCCAGCGUGUCGGCGCCAGAGGCGCUCCCGCUGGUCAACGGGGGCAACAGCGUGGACGAGGCUCUGUAACUCCUGCACGUGGUGUGGCGCGUGGCGGUGCUCCUCCGCGAACGAUGCAUACCGGUGCAGACAAGAACCUUUAUGUGCAUCUUGUUGGUCAUCUGCGCAAGAAGGGAUUACUGCCUGUCGUCGUGUUUACGUUCUCCAAGAAGCGCUGUGAAGAAAACGCGGGCACCCUUUCUAACGUCGAUUUGACGAGCUCUGUUGAGAAAAGCGAAGUCCAUGUUGCUAUUGAGAAAGCCUUGUCUCGUUUAAAAGGCAGCGAUAAGAAACUCCCGCAGAUUGCUCGAAUGCGAGAUCUCCUUUCGCGUGGAAUCGGUGUUCAUCAUGGAGGUCUUCUCCCGCUUGUCAAGGAAGUGGUUGAAAUCCUGUUUGCUCGAGGUCUAGUCAAAAUCCUCUUCGCAACCGAAACCUUCGCUAUGGGUGUAAAUAUGCCUGCCAAAUGUGUCGUAUUCUCUGGAAUACGGAAACACGACGGACGUAGCUUUCGCGAUAUCUUACCUGGGGAAUAUACGCAAAUGGCCGGUCGCGCUGGACGUCGCGGACUUGAUGCGACAGGAACUGUGAUAAUUGUGGCCAACGACUCUCUGCCAGAGCAAACAACCCUUCAAACGAUGAUCCUGGGAAUACCGACCAAACUCUCUUCGCAGUUCAGGUUAACCUAUAACAUGAUCCUCAAUCUUCUGCGCGUCGAGGCGCUCAAAGUCGAGGAGAUGAUCAAACGCAGCUUCUCCGAAAAUGCCUCUCAGCGGCUGUUGCCCGAACAACAGAAACAAGUUCUCGAGAGUGAGAAGGUGCUGUCUUCGCUCGCGAAACUAAGCUGCGAUAUAUGCCAAUCCGACAUUGAAUCGUUUUACGAUGAUUCGCUUGCGAUCGUAUCGGCAAACCAACAGCUGUUCAGAAUGGCUGUCGGUCAUCCACAGGGUUCAAAACUCCUUUCUUCGGGACGCGUUAUUAUCCUGCGAGAUGCGCAUUUCAAAUCGAACAUUGCGGUCCUGUUGAAGCCUGCUCCUCUUGUUGCUUCAGAUUCGGGUCUCUUGGAAAAAAGUAAAACAUAUUUUGUGUUGGCGCUUGUCGAUCAAGAGACGAAGACCCGCAAGCGAGACAUGGACUUACAAGCUGUGACACCGAAAUGGCCACCCAGUCCAAACUCUCUGGUGGUGAAUGAUGCGGUCUAUGAGGUCACCGCUGUAUCACUCGCCAGCAUAGCUAUGAUCACUGGACGGACAGUUAAGAUCGAUGUGGAUGCUAUUGUGGACCGACAUCUAAUUUCACGCAUGCGGGAGGCUCUCGCGCUUCUGCAAGGUCUGGUUGACGAAUGGAACGCCAGCACUGUGAUUCCAGAAGUCGACUGGGCAAGGAUGCGGUCGCUUGAGUUUCAAGAAACGUUGCGUGCUCGAAACUCACGCGUCGAAAAGUUGUCGGGCCGCGAGUGUUUGCUGUGUGGUGAUUUUGAGAGACAUUAUGCGACUGUUCACGGGGAAAAAGUUCUCCGUGCCAACAUUGCGAAUCUGAAACUGGCCAUUUCUGACCAGAAUCUCGAGCUGAUUCCGGACUACGAGCAGCGGAUAGCGGUGUUACAGGAACUCAAGUUUAUCGACGAGAACUCGACGGUGCUUUUGAAAGGCCGCGUAGCGUGCGAGAUCAACUCGGUCAACGAACUCGUUCUGACCGAGCUCAUCCUCGAAAACACGCUUGCAAGCUAUGAGCCUGAGGAGGUGGUCGCGCUCCUUUCUUGUUUUGUCUUCCAGGAGAAAACCGAGGUAGAGCCUGUGAUACCGCCCAAACUCGAGACGGGCAGGGAGGCGAUUCUCGCCAUUAGCGACCGUGUGGGGCGGAUUCAGGACUUUCACAAAGUUGCGACAGAGGAUUUCCGUUCGAGUCUGAAGUUCGGACUAGUUGAGGUGGUAUAUGAGUGGGCAAAGGGAAUGCCGUUUGAACAGAUCACGGCGCUGACAGACAUUGCGGAAGGGACUAUAGUCCGGGUCAUAACGCGGUUGGACGAAACAUGUCGCGAAGUACGGGACGCCGCGCGGGUUAUUGGAGAUGCAGAGUUGUUCAAAAAGAUGGAGGAAGCUCAAAUUAAGAUUAAGCGAGACAUUGUGUUUGCAGCAAGCUUGUAUUUCUAG
Molecule: messenger RNA, 4611 nt
Organism: Mycena indigotica
Lineage: Eukaryota; Fungi; Basidiomycota; Agaricomycetes; Agaricales; Mycenaceae
Product: ATP-dependent RNA helicase
Exons: 22
Coding region: 1-4611 (1536 amino acids)
Biological process (GO): protein phosphorylation; nuclear-transcribed mRNA catabolic process, 3'-5' exonucleolytic nonsense-mediated decay
Cellular component (GO): Ski complex
Molecular function (GO): protein kinase activity; nucleic acid binding; ATP binding
Source: RefSeq, a predicted model, not a curated record